GAAGUUUUAUAGCUGAAAAGGCGUGCGAGAGCGUGACGGGCAGCAGACUCUCUCGCUAUCGGAUCCUGGAUUUUUGGCACCGAAAAUAGCAGGGCGGGCGCUCGGUGUGCGGCGCUCGCGCAGUGCGUGUCGCUCCGCCGUGUGAACAGCCCGCUCGUGAGGCCCAUUGGCGUAUUUUCUGUAGAAAAAGCAAACACACAAAGCCGCCACCAUGGACGCGAUCAAGAAGAAGAUGCAGGCGAUGAAGCUGGAGAAGGACAACGCCAUGGACAAGGCGGACACCUGCGAGCAGCAGGCCAGGGAUGCCAACCUCCGCGCCGAGAAGGUGAAUGAGGAAGUCCGUGAGCUCCAGAAGAAGCUGUCGCAAGUGGAGGAGGUCCUCACCCAGAGCAAGAACCAGCUCGAGACCGCCACCAAGACCCUCGAGGAGAAAGAGAAGACCCUCACCACCACCGAGGCUGAGGUCGCCUCCCUCAACAGGAAGGUGCAGCAGAUUGAGGAGGACCUUGAGAAGUCCGAGGAGAGGUCCGGCACUGCCCAGCAGAAGCUGCUCGAGGCCCAGCAGUCCGCUGACGAAAACAACCGUAUGUGCAAGGUGUUGGAGAACAGGGCGUCGCAAGACGAGGAGCGCAUGGACCAGCUCACCAACCAGCUCAAGGAGGCGCGUCUGCUCGCUGAGGACGCCGACGGCAAGUCCGACGAGGUGUCCCGCAAGCUGGCCUUCGUUGAAGACGAGCUGGAGGUCGCUGAGGACCGCGUCAAGUCCGGAGACUCCAAGAUCGGCGAGCUUGAGGAGGAGUUGAAGGUCGUAGGUAACUCCCUGAAGUCCCUGGAGGUAUCCGAGGAGAAGGCCAACCAGCGCGUGGAGGAGUUCAAGAAACAGCUGAAGACCCUCACGAGCAAGCUGAAGGAGGCCGAGGCUCGCGCCGAGUACGCCGAGAAGACCGUUAAGAAACUGCAGAAGGAGGUCGACAGGCUCGAAGACGAGCUGGGCAUCAACAAGGACAGAUACAAGUCUCUGGCCGACGAGAUGGACUCCACCUUCGCCGAGCUGGCCGGAUAUUAAAAAAAAUAAGCUCCCGCGCACUCCAAUACGAACCCACGAGCCUUCUCUUUCUAUCACACUCGUGCGACAGAGAGAGACUCUUGCGUUUGAUGUAACAAUUCAUACUGCUACCUGCAGAAAUGAACAUCGACUAUCGUGAUGUAAUAAUAUUUAUUAUUUUAUGUAAAUUUAUUUACGAUUUUGAAUAAAAUUAAUUUAUAACAUC
Molecule: messenger RNA, 1271 nt
Organism: Cydia amplana
Lineage: Eukaryota; Metazoa; Arthropoda; Insecta; Lepidoptera; Tortricidae
Gene: Tm2
Product: tropomyosin-1
Exons: 8
Coding region: 212-1066 (284 amino acids)
Biological process (GO): muscle contraction; actin filament organization
Cellular component (GO): actin filament
Molecular function (GO): actin filament binding
Source: RefSeq, a predicted model, not a curated record